Messenger RNA from Pelmatolapia mariae (spotted tilapia), 2835 nucleotides. Its product is annotated as ATP-dependent DNA helicase Q4. Lineage: Eukaryota; Metazoa; Chordata; Actinopteri; Cichliformes; Cichlidae. Gene Ontology annotation, biological process: double-strand break repair via homologous recombination; DNA replication; telomere maintenance. Gene Ontology annotation, molecular function: ATP binding; nucleic acid binding; zinc ion binding. The record is from RefSeq and is a predicted model, not a curated record. Gene Ontology annotation, cellular component: chromosome; nucleus; cytoplasm.
AUGGACCGCUACAAUAACGUGAAAGUUUUGCUGAAAAACUGGGAGCAGGGGUUUGUCAAAGAGCACAAGAGAAAACCUAACAAGGAGGACAUUGAUCGGGCUCCAGAGGAGACCAGAAAUUUGUAUAAAGAAUACAGCAGCCUAAAACAAGCCAAAGAGAACAGCAAUGAGGCCGCCAACGGGCAUACUCACAGCCAAAAGGAGUCAGACUCUUGGGGUUCCCACUUGAACCGCAGUGCACUGCCGGCAUCAUCUCCCAAACUGACAUCCCAGGACAGAGACAGUCUGAAAGCAUCUCCUCAGUAUUAUGGCCUAAAGCUUAAAAACAACUUGGCUUCACUCAGCAAGGAGAGGCCUGUCUCACUGAAGAAAAUGCACCGUCCUGGUCGGUUACCUCUGGACUCCUUGAAAGAUGAACAAAGUAUAAGAACAAAGAGCAUCACUUCUCCUGCUGACACUGCCAAGACCACAACCACUGAGUCUGAAUUCAGCCCCUUUUCACCAAGAAUGAAUCCUUGCCUGGGAUCUCUGGCUUCGAAGACGCUCCAAUCAGCGGAGCCUGAGGAGCCGUUUCAACCAUUUGAAACGUUCAGACAGGACAAAGAUGAAGCUGCAGAUGCUGCUGGUGGUGAAAGUGUAAUUGGCUUUAACGGAAGUCCACAGAUUCGUGGAGGUUUCAGAGGAGACAGAGGCCUUGGUGCAAGGCCUUCUCCUGCCAGCAGGCUGAGCCUUGUUGACAGGAAGUGGCUAGAGAGGUGUCAGGUGUUUGGAGAGAUGGGAGCAGAGGAGAAGCCUGGAGCAGGCAACCAGGAGAUGAAUCAAAAAGAAGGGGUUGGCAAAGAGAAAAGGAAGGGACAGGAGGAGAUGGAAAGAGGACAGAUGUCACAUAUAACAGCUGAUGAUGACAAUGAAAGCAGUCCAAAAACUAAAGCUUCAAAAAAUAGGGGGAAGAAGAGGCAGCGAGAAGUGGGUGACACAGAGGGAAACACUACAGAAGAAGGAGGAGUAAAAAAGAGGCGGAGGGGUGGUAGAAAGAAAGAGGAGAGCUCAGACGUUAGCCCCAGCUCAGCUCACGGAGGAGCAGGAAAGAAAAAGAGAAGCAAGAAAAAAGAAGGUGAUGGAGAGGGUGAAGGAGAGGAAGAAACCAAGGGACCAACAAAGAUGCCCCAAGAGAACUUGUUUGGAGACAUAGAAGAAGAAUUUGGAGUUAACAAAAUCUGUCGGACACAGUCUGCUAGAGCCAGAGUCACAAAAGGAGCCGAGGGUAACUUUGUGAAAAUAAACCUGAAGAAGAAAUCUCAUGUCAAAGGCUAUGCCCUGAGAGGGAUUGCUCUGCGCAGACAGUUGUACAUGCAGAAGUUCCAGCUGAAGGGAGAGCGUUUCGGUGGAGGUGGUGGAUAUUUUGGCAGAGGAAGAUGGGGGGGCUUCAGAGGGGGUUUCAGAGGGGGCCUCAGUCGACAGGGUGACACCUGCUACAAAUGUGGAGGGACCGGACACUGGGCUAUUGACUGCAAAGGACGAGCCCCUCCACCUCCUGUUGCUGACGAUAAGGCGGCUGAGGAGGAGCCGUUUGAAUUGCCCACCCUGGAGGAAGUUGCCAGGGCAACUGGGACGCUACAACCUCAGCCACAGGUGGCAGCAUCCACUUUUAAAGAGGAGCAGCAUGAUCAGGAAAAGGAAGUGGACAGUAAGCGUAAAGAUGAAGUGCUGCUGAAUGUGAUUCGCCCUGAUUAUGAACGACCUCCUCCUCCACCACCCAUGGAACCGCUUUAUGAGCUCGCAGAGGAUGGAAAAGUCCAGGAAACACCUGAAGAUGUUUAUUCGGCUCUAAGAGAUCUUGGCUAUCAGUCAUUUCGACCAGGACAGGAGGAAGCCAUCAUGAGGAUCCUGUCGGGUCUGUCUACCCUCGUAGUGUUAUCAACAGGGAUGGGCAAAUCGUUGUGCUACCAGCUCCCAGCUUACCUCUAUGCUCAGAGAUCCAAAUGCAUCACUUUGGUCAUAUCACCUCUCGUCUCUCUAAUGGAUGACCAGCUGUCUGGCCUGCCAGCCAAGCUGAAGGCGGCCUGUAUCCACUCCAAUAUGACAAUGAAACAGCGAGAAGCAGCGAUAGAAAAGGUGAAGUCAGGCCAGGUAUGUCUGCUGCUGCUCUCUCCAGAGGCCCUAGUUGGGGGAGGAGGUUCAGGUUCAGGGUGUCUUCCUUCUGCUCAGGAGCUCCCUCCUGUGGCCUUCGCUUGUAUAGAUGAAGCUCAUUGUGUCUCAGAGUGGUCCCACAACUUCAGACCCUGCUACCUAAGACUCUGCAAGGUGUUACGAGAGCGUCUGGGAGUACGAUGCUUGCUAGGACUCACAGCUACAGCCACUCUGUCCACUGCUCUGGACAUUGCUAAACAUCUGGAAAUCAGUGAUCAAGCCGGCAUUGCUGUCAGAUCUGCAGCUGUGCCUCCAAACCUGAAUCUUUCUGUGUCCACGGAUAGAGAAAAGGAUCAGGCUUUAGUCUCCUUGUUGAAAGGUGAUCGGUUUGGUUGUCUUGACUCGAUCAUCGUCUACUGCACCAGAAGAGAGGAGACGGUGCGUGUGGCGGCACUCCGAACCUGCCUUCAAGGGGUGCUGUUAAAAGAAAACAAGAAGAGCAGCAGCCAGUCAGAAAACAAUCCUGUAGGGCAGAGAAAGAAAGAACUGGCUCGGAAGAAGAUUCGUAAACCGCUGAAAUGGCAGGCUGAAUCGUACCACGCCGGCCUGUCGGGGUCAGAGCGGCGACGCGUGCAGAACAACUUCAUGUGCGGAGAGCUCAGAAUCGUGGUGGCCACAGUGGCGUUUGGCAUGGGCCUGGAUAAA